GACAGUUUGACCUUCAAGUGCUCGCAACCCCCAUCAGUGGACGAUACCCUAGGAGCGUUGCCAGUACUAACGUGAUUUGCAUUUAUCAAACUUUUGCUGUGUUCUUACGCAACAAAAGUACCAUUUCAGUUCUAAAGAAUCUAUCCUGAGCUAUACGUUCGGUUCCUGCCUGGAGGAUUUGGUGAUCCCCUGCUACUAGACACGGAAGCCUGUUAAGCGAAAGCUUCUUCUAUUCCGUCCACAACCAUUUGAACCAUAUCCAAACAAGGUGUGUUACUUGUAUUUUUCUACAAAUCUCUUCCAAAAAGAAGGGGGAGAAAUCGGUAUUUCUCCUCUAUUCAUGCUUUCGUCCGCUUAAUUCCCUCUUUAUUGGUUGCUUGGUUCCAAUCUCUGGUGUAUGUUUAUUUGACCCCAAUAUUAUUUAGAUACUUUGGAAUAUGUUCCUAUAACUGAAAAAUGUUUACAUUUUUUGUCGUUUUCAUUUUUUUUGUAAGCUCCGUACUUAUUCAGGGUCAUUUUCUUAAAUGAUUAGUUAACAAGGUAACUCGAGUCACUCAAAUAUUUUACGUCGAAGAAUAUAUAUAUUCCCAUUAUAAUGGGAAUUGUAAACAUAAACCUAGUAUAAUGCUCCUGAAAUUCUAGGUAAUACUGCAAAUUUAGUCUCCCUGUUUGCUUGAAGUUAUGUGUUCUAUGUGCUUGUUCAGAUACCUUGUGAUAUUGGGGUCUAAACAUUAAGAAAUACUGAAGCCAAUGAAACUGCUACCAAAUUAAUCUUGAAUAACGGUUGUUUAAUUGCUUAUGGGCUAAAAAUUUAAUUUUAAGGAUUGAAGUGAGUGGAACAACUGACGCUACAUUCUCGUUAUCUUUGCGUGCGCUAAAAUGACAUACAACGCAAACAUAUCGGAGAUUGAAAUCCAGCAACAUAAUAAUCUAAGUUGAAUGUAGUUGACAGACAUACAAGUCAUCUCAACACUUAAUUGCCUGAAAUAGAUAUCUAGCAAAGUAGAAGUUGCAGUGACCAAAUGGGACUCGUUUUCUAGAUAUCAGAUAAAAGCAUUCUACAUCUAUGUGCAGGUUGAAGUCUAUUUCUGACUGAUAUUAACGUUUAACAUAAUCGUCUUCUAUAUUCUACUCGUCAUCGUCUCAAGCAGAUAAUAUUGCGAUUAGGUGCGGUUUUGUCCAAAAUUGUGUUUUACUUUCGAGCACAUACCUGAUUCUGGCUAUCCUACAGAGUGUACGAAGUCGCAAGUUUUGUUGGUCAAUAUGUCCAUCGUUCUAAAAGAAUUGGUGAAAGUAAUUUAUUUGCAUCUGAAAUCAUGAUCAGUUGUCUAAUCGAACCAAAGGGAAGUGCAGAUAAUAAAUAUAUUCAAUUUCUGUUAACUAGUUCCCUUCAUACUCACCAAACUUUUCAGAACUUGAGAAACCAACUGGUGAUGAAUAGGCUGUUAUUGCUGGGCCUUUAGGUGAUUAAAUAAAGGCAAUAUUUCCUUAGUUGGAUUCACUGACUCCUAUUUCUAUCUAUUCAGGAAAGUGCUCAUAUCUUGAUUAGAAUUUUGAUGUAACCGUAAUUUAUGGUUAAAGAUUUAGUGUGAUGCUUCUUGAAACGCUCUCAUUGCCAUAGAUGGAUUCCUUCCACUCGGAUGUGUCAUCACAUAUAUUUGUUGCUUCUCGAACCCAUCUUUUUUCUUGACUUUCUAUUACUUGCUUCACUACGUACUAUUAUUUGUAUUGAUAUUCUCGGUUCUUAUUUAUCUCUCUUGUGAUGGUUGACUCAAGGAAAUAACUGAAAUGUCCGUCUAUAUGGGCAGUUAUUUAAGUUCAAGUAACUUGUUUCAUGUCACUGUCGGCUUUGUUGUGUUAUCAGUCUGACUACCAAAUGUUCGGUGCCCAACGUAAAGUUUUAGCGUUCACAUGUGAAAACUGACAUCAUUAAGCUGCGAGUAUUUAAAGGUCGUCUGUUUUUGUUUCUUCCGAACGAUCGGUUGUGUUUGGUGAAGGUACGGUUAUACCAAGGUUCGGUAGUGAACAUUUAGGGAUACUGUAAACCAUUAUACAACUGAUGUUGUCCUAAAGCAUUAAUUAAGUUCUACGCAUAUUCCAAAAUAUCUCACGAAACACUAAUUGCUGCAUUCGAUACAGAGUGCUAUAGAGAGUGGCAACCGUUCGGUUUACACUGGUUAACCCGUUAUGACUCGCUAGAUAGAGUCCUAAAGACCAGGGAGGCAUUUUUACAUAUAGCCUCUAAUUAAUGGGAGCAGCAUUCUUAGAUUGCGUUCCAUCUUUUUUUAUGUGUAAUAAGCUAUCCUUUUUGAAGCAAUAACCAGCAUCCUUCAUUACUGCUUUUUUGUGGUCAUUGCAUAAUUUCCUCUCUUGCCGUGAUGGAAUUCUCGAUAUCUCGUUGUACUAAGGUUUUUACGUUAUUAGUAGUGGUUGAUAAGGGGGGAAUCUCAUUGGUUAGAAAUUUAUGGUUUGAACCAAAAAACCAUCGGGCAAUAAUAUGAUUUUAAAAAAUCAAAUUUAUUAUAUCGAAGAAUAUUCUCUUUUAUUCUCUUCUUGGUAUUUAUCGAUUUGCAACUAAAACUUAUAUUCUUUGAUCAUAUUAUUGGUAUACCUAAAGCUUGCUAAUUUUCCCUUCAUUAAUGUAAAUAUAUUUCAGUUCCGCUUAUUAAAUGUUACAUGAGUUGUUACUUGCUUUACAUGGAAUUUCCGGUGGUAUAUUCGUCGAGUCUGAUAAGACUGAAGAAGAAGAAGAUUUAUGUAUAGACCAAUAUUUAAUACCCAUAUCAAAUAAUCUUCCUUUUGUACCACAAGGUGAACUUGUCCUUUAUGCGGAAUUGUUAAAACUUGGAACUUGCUAUAAAUAUUUGCAAGAAUUUAUUGAACGCUUUUCCGAAUCAUAUCAUGGCUUAUAUUUAUCUGCAUUUGCAUUCGGAAUUGAUGAUUCACUUCAAGCAUACAGAAAAGAUCUAUGUACACUAGAAACUGAACUUCUGAUGGAUGCUGAUCUUGGUGUUUCACACAUUUCUUACCGUCUUCAUUCCUACAAGAUUUUAUUGCCUGUGCUUGUGAAAAUCACUAAAAAGGUGGAAAAUAUAGUUACAAUCCCUCAAACUACUGGCGUUAAGUCCAGCUGUCGGCUUUUAGAUACAAUAUUGUCAGCUGCGCCUCCUGGUCUACCAGGCCCAAGAUUCACUAUACAAAAGCUAGUGUUUCACAUUAUGCAAGUGUUUUUACGACAGUUAUCAUCGUGGCUUAUAUAUGGAGUUGUUAAUGAUCCUUAUCAUGAAUUUUUUAUCAAGUUAGAAAAUUUUACUUCAGUCUCUACCCACUCGAAUCCAUCCAUUUUACAAAGUCCUCAUGGUUAUUUUGAUGAUCAAUCAAAAAGGGAUUCUAUGACGGCAAAACCAAGAUUUUUGAUAGAUAAUGAAAACCUACCAUCAUUUCUACCAACUUCAUUUGCUCAAAAAGUGCUUGAAACUGGUGAAGCUGUAUAUUCUGCCACCUAUGAUCCAUCAGAAGCUUCUUUCUUACUGGAAUUAGAGAAGAAUUAUUGUCCUCGUUUUGCGGAACUGUCAACUUGUUUGGAAAAAAAUUCAGACGGACUUCAGUCAACUGAGAAAACUUUUAGUAACCUGAUAGAUCUUAAUAAAAUCAGUAAUUUGGUAUGCGAUAUACAGAGUGUUGUCUCAUGUCAUGCUUGGUGCAGUUUAUUAAAAGAACACAAAUUACUUCAAUAUCUUCGCUUAGUUAAGGAUGUCCUACUUUUAGGAAGAGGCGAAUUAUUCUUGGCAUUCCUUGAUCAUUUAAGUAUUUUAAAUAAUCUGAGCAACAGUAAUACCUCACGUUGUGGGACCACUUGUGAAAUCCAACAUAACAUUUUAGACAAACCUCCCCCAGCAAAUGAAAGUGCAGUUCAGGCUCUGGAAUACGAUGUUACUGAGGCGUUUCUGAGAGCAGCUCGAUCUUUAGGUAUGGAUGAUGAAGAACUAGAUUCCAAUUUUAAAUUUUCGAUAGAGUUGACAGCAGCUCAAUCAAAUAAAUUGUCAGAAAAUAUUACUGUUUGGGAUCGUUUGCAUUUAUGUAUUAUUGCUCCACCGGUGUUUGAACGUUUAUUCUCUCCUAAUGUUUGUCGUGCUUACGACAGUUUAUUUCGAUUUCUAUUCGCUAUCCGUCGAACACAACUGAAAUUACAACAGUUUUGGGCUGAUCAGAUAUUUUUGUGGCGUCGUACCUCUGCUUGUAAUCAGUCCAAUGUAAAUUAUGAUCAAACACAACCAACCAACGUUUUCAUUAAAUUGCAAUCCUGUAUAGGUCAAUGCCUCCUAGUUCGUAGUCAUAUGGCGUUUAUUAUUGAGAGUUUACAGUAUUAUUUACAGGUCGAUGUAAUUGAAGCACAAUACUCACACUUAAUUCAUCGUCUACAUAGUGAUCAAGAAAUCGGAUUAAUUCAAAUCGCACAUGAAGCUUACCUGGCUGGUUUACAAGCACAAGCAUUAUUGUUCAUGCCAAAUAUAAAAUUAUGUAUAUUACAGUUGUUAAAUUAUUGCUGUCAAUUUGUAGAUUUAUCAAAUCAACAAUACUACAAUGAUCAUUUAAUGAAUAUGGAUGAUGACCAUAAUCAUCAAUUGUCUAGUGAAGUGCAAGAGAUGGUGAAUAAAUUUUAUACUCAAGCAAAAUUAUUGUAUGAUUUAUUAAAUAUUUCUUGCUUAACCGGUGCUAAAAGUAGUGUUGGUUUCAAUCCUGGCCAUACUGCUGUUAAUAAUCGUCGGGACUUCGAAUCAUUAUCGUUACCUGGUAUUAUUACUACUACUGCUACUACCAAUCGUCCUCUUUAUUCAGAAAAAACAGAUUUAAAUCAGUUAUUGUUACGGAUAGAUUUUAAUCAUUUUUAUAGUGAUUCAUCGGAGAAUUUAAUCUAAUUAUUGUUGUCGACUGGUGAUAGGUCUGUAGAUUAAUUGAUCCUAAUCUUAUAGAACACAAUUUUGUUCCUUUAAACUAUUUUUCCUUUCUGAACAGUGUUACUGUCGAAAAUUUUUAAUGUAAAUGUCUGUGUAUUGUUGAUUUUAUUCAUAUAAUAGAAAUGAUUGCUACAUGCACAUGCAACAGUGUGCAAGGCGAUAUAUACACUUCUAUUCAAC
Schistosoma margrebowiei is the source of this 5138-nucleotide messenger RNA. NCBI's taxonomy places the organism in Eukaryota, Metazoa, Platyhelminthes, Trematoda, Strigeidida, Schistosomatidae. The record is from the annotation of a GenBank genome assembly.